Molecule: messenger RNA, 1928 nt
Organism: Drosophila montana
Lineage: Eukaryota; Metazoa; Arthropoda; Insecta; Diptera; Drosophilidae
Gene: achi
Product: achintya
Exons: 8
Coding region: 98-1771 (557 amino acids)
Biological process (GO): regulation of transcription by RNA polymerase II
Molecular function (GO): RNA polymerase II cis-regulatory region sequence-specific DNA binding
Source: RefSeq, a predicted model, not a curated record
ACUAUUUUUUUUUUGUGAAAAAAGUUUUUGAGGAGCUGCAAGUCAUUCCGUGCUUGUACUCCUUUUUUUUUGUUGUUGGUGUUUGCUGUGUGUCAUCAUGAUCUCGCCGGAACAGCAUGAAGUUGAUUUGGUAUUGGAUCGCCAAGUGCGCCGGAAUAUUCAGGACAUGAUGCACGAGGCUGAUGUACAAGCGAAUUUGUUAGAAAGCGAAGGCGUUUCGGCACGUGAGCGCUACAAUUCGGAGUCCAGCAUCGAUCAGGAUCAUUUACAGCAGGACACAAUGGCGGUGCUGGGCACUCUAUCUGCAGAUGAGAUUGUCGAGGAGGACCAAGACUCGGAGCAAGCGGUUCAGGAAAUACAGAACUUUCAUGAUAUGCUGGUAGAAACGCAUAUCGAUGUCAAUGGUUCGCUUAGAAAACGUCGCGGCAAUUUGCCAAAGCACUCGGUGAAGAUAUUGAAACGUUGGCUCUACGAGCAUCGCUACAAUGCGUAUCCCAGUGAUGCAGAGAAGUUUGCCCUUUCCCAGGAGGCGAAUCUAACCGUGCUUCAAGUAUGCAAUUGGUUCAUAAAUGCUCGUCGGCGCAUUCUGCCAGAGAUGAUACGCCGCGAGGGUAACGAUCCCUUGCAUUUUACUAUCUCGCGCCGUGGUAAAAAGAUAAGCCCAAACUCUUCGGGUUCCAUGGGUUUAAAUAUUAACUGCGCCCCAAAUCCCAUUACAGGCAGUCCUGCCUCGGAAGUGGUUGUUGGCGCUACAGAGGAGGUGCACAGUGCUGCUGAAAUGCAUGAGGGAAUUGCCAAUGUGCUCACCAACUUCGAUGAAUAUGUGCGGGCACCCAAUGGCCAAAUGGUCAAGAUGGAGCCAGAGUUCGAUGAGAGUGUAAUUUACAGUUGGCAACAAGCAAUAGCAAACAAUCCGAUGGGCUUUCAGAGGCUGCACACAUCGCUGCAAGCUACCAUAAUCGAUAAGAUACAAAGCUAUCAGUUGCGCAAGGCGGCCAUGAGCGAUGGUAGUACCACCAGCAGUAGCAGCAGCAGCAGCUAUAGCGCCAGCAAUUCCAUGCUAUCAUAUAGCCCUUAUGGCCAACUGCCACCCGAGUUCGAUGAGGACAAGCCAAGGAAGCGCGGACGCAAGCGUCAGAGCGAGCUGAACAAGACCGAGACUGUAGCAAAUAAAAUACUUAAGCAGCAGGAACGUGGCCAAGGGGACCAACAGAAACUGUAUCUGUCUAAAGCAGAAGUAUUUUCUAAACAGGAUGAUUGCAAUGGUUUUGUGGCUGCGCUUAGAUCCGAGGGUGAGGAAAGCGGCCAUGAUUACGAGUCCUGCGAGCAGGUCAGCGAGGAAGAAGUGCGCUUUGAGACCUCCGACGACUGGCAGAGUGUUAUCAACACCGAGGAAGUGACCACCACCAAAAAUAAUGCCAGUGCUUCCAAUUGUGAUCCAGUCCUCCCUCCCACGCAGAUUAAGAGUGAGGGCAAUCAGCAGCAACAACUACUGGAUCAUAUGUUGGGCGCCGAGGCAACGAUUGUGACGAGUUCGAAUGCAGAUGAUGGUGUUGCAUGUGCUCCAGAGCAGGAAGAAAAUGCUACCAUUACGGACAAUGAUAAUACACAACUUGAAACGCAAACACCGCCACGUCAAGCUUUAAGUCGUGAGGAACGCGAUAAAUAUAAAUGCCUUUAUUAUCUUGUGGAAACUGCUAUGGCUGUGCGUCAGAGCGACAGCGGCCAAGAUGAAGAACUUGCCUACAUGGGAAACUAUCUGAAUAACUAACCUCUUCUUAAUCAAGGAUUUAUUGUACAUAUUUAUCAAGUAUUUGAUUUAAAUUCCAAGCGUCAGGCUUGCGCUUGUUAAACUUAUUGAAGCGCGUAAGCGAUUUUCGAAUUGCUUACGUAUCGUUAACAGAGAAACUUCAAAACUCAAAUAGUAG